Serpula lacrymans var. lacrymans S7.9 is the source of this 3211-nucleotide messenger RNA. RefSeq lists its product as uncharacterized. The record is from RefSeq and is a predicted model, not a curated record. The coding region runs from base 1 to 3033 and encodes 1010 amino acids. Gene Ontology annotation, molecular function: telomeric repeat DNA binding; Hsp90 protein binding. Gene Ontology annotation, cellular component: cytosol. Lineage: Eukaryota; Fungi; Basidiomycota; Agaricomycetes; Boletales; Serpulaceae. Gene Ontology annotation, biological process: telomere maintenance via telomerase; protein stabilization. The transcript has 6 exons.
AUGUCUGCAGAAUUCCUGGACAGUUCCCUUACGCAAAUAAAGGAUGUAAUCAACAAGCUGCAAGUUUCUGUCACCGAACUUCCUACCCUGCUCUCGCUUUUGUGUGCUCCGCUGGAUUCUUUAGGACUCCUCCCACCGCAAUACAGGCGAUACAAUCUACAUCCAUUGACCAGCUGCACUCUCAAUGCUUCACGACACAUCCCACCUAUACAGAGGGCUUUAUUGCAACAUGUGAUUCCUACAUGGGAGGCAGUUCUUGUUGAGGAGAAGCUUAUUUCGCUGGUAGAGCAAUACUUUUGCCCAGACGCAUUUUCUAACGCACUACCUGCCGCUGGGGAGAUCGCAUUACUUGCCUACUCAACUAUAUUGUCUUUAUCGCUCACAGAACAAUCUAUUCAGCUCUUGUGUAGGCUUUCAAAAGGAUUUCCUAUUGAUAGGCUGCAUCGUGCAGUAUUCUCGGGAAGUACUAGUUCGGAGAGGCAGUCGCUUGCCUGGGGUGACUGUCUUCGCAAUGUUUUCUCUGUUCCAGCCAAAGUUGCCAACGCGUUGAAGGGAAAGGAUUUACCGCCUGGGCUCGACCAUGCUACAUACUUCAACAACCUAAGCUUGCGUUGCGAAGUUCUGGUAAACGCAUCAUCCAGUGCUCCGCUCCAAGAGACCGGUACUUCUGUAUGCCAGCUUCUCGCAAAAUUGGUCAAUGUCGGCGUAUUCCCACCUACUCAACCUACGACUCCAUCUCAGCCAUCGUUUUUCUAUGUUACAUUGCCGACUAUCCGAAGUAGACUAGAAAACGACACGCCGGGCCAAUACUCAGCGUUUUGGAAUGACAUCAUUCGCUUUAUACCGUCAGUACUCACGCAGCAAGCAAUUCUGACAUCUUUGUUGUCUUCGUUAUCGCGUCCACCGACGUCUCUCUUGAGUCCACUUUCGGUCGAUAGAGGGAUUGUCAAACGCGAAGCUAUUUUGUUACGGGGCGUCGUUGGUCGCUUUGAGCCACAGUCAGAAGUUUGGAACAGUAUUUUAGCUAUUGCUUUCGGUCGUGAGUGGAACGAGUUCCAUGCUAGGAUCCUCGUGUGCUGGGCUGCUCAAGCUCUUCUUGUGACUCUUCUAGAAAAGGUCCUUGAAAGGUGGGGUACUCCAGACCAUGUCAAGCACUCGUUGCUUUCCCGCCAUCACUAUUUAGCUGCUCUGCUGCUGCUCUGCGUAUCUUAUUUUCCCCCUUCCUCGCCACAGGUAUCUUCCAUAGCCAUCUCAUCCUCGUUCAUUUCAGGAAUUGGCCUCUAUAUCAGUCACAAUGAUAAUUCCGUGCGCCGCUGCGGCAUGCUCGUGGCGGAAGUCGUCGCAAAACGUGCAGGAAAACAGCUUGACUUUGGCGAUUGGGACGGGGAGGGCGAUGGAAGACCCUGGGCCCGAGAUAUUAGGACGCUGAUCGCAGGUCUGGACAUGGAUGCAGAUGUUAAAGUCGAACAAAAUUUGCCCUCAAGUCACUCGAGUGAAACCUCCGGUGAUCAUCACACCAUGGACAACCACGAAGACGUAGUUACUGCCAAAUUGCCCAAAUCGAAGAAGCCUAUACAAAUCGAUACCGGAUAUGAUUCUGACGAUUCUCUUACGGGUUAUGCUUCCCCUUCGUCCUCUCGUUCUGUGUCCCCUACGCCUUCCGAGCUCGAGGAAAUCGAGAAAGAUCCUACGUUGCGUGUUGGUGUCAAGAAGAUCCCUCAACCUGUUUAUCUCGUACAGCUGGGGACAAUGGUUCGAGGCACUGUUGGUUUGAAGACUGGCGAGGACACCCAGGAGGUGGAUAAACUUGAAGUCGCGUUAACCUGUGCAGAGGAACUCAUCAGGAGGAAGAGAAACUAUGGAUCGGAACUCGAGGAAAAUGCACCGAACCUUGUGUAUGGGUUUGUUGGACUGCAGGAUAACUAUGAUCUUGACGAUUUUGACAACAAACGUCAACGUGCCGUAAAUGCAUUGGUAGCAUGUUGUCCUCGGAUUGCGGCACCGUCCAUAAUCGAAGAAUUCUUCAAGAAUCAGUAUUCUACCGAGCAACGUUAUGUGAUGCUGAAUGCGCUGGCCUUGGGUGCACGAGAGCUUGCUUCUCUCCCUAUCUUCUCUUCUGCCCUUCAACCGGUCUCAAAUAGUCGGACAGCUUUUCCCAGCAAAGUACUACCUCCCGCACUGCACGAGCGUUAUAUCGCUGCAGCAUCGCAAGGUGGCGGCGUCGUUCAGCAAAUGCUAGAUGGUAUCACCCGCAAAGCCAUGGAUAGAGGCAGUGAAGGUGUUGCCGAUAAAGUUCCACAACUUGUACGCGAGCGCCAGCUGCGUAUUCGAAAACCUGCCAAAGUGACGGAAGUCAUGCCCAACGCUCCAGCUCCCUUGAUCCCGAACCCACCGCAGGACACGACGUUCACAGAGGUCGCCGCUGAGUUCUUUAUAGUUCCGUUUAUCAAUCGCUUCUGGCUUUUCCUUCGCGAUGAACAAGCACGUGAAGAGCGGACUGCACUUCGCGAAACGUUGCAUCAGUACCGAGGAGCGGGUACAGGCUUGAUCCUCAAUCCCGUUGUACUAGCACAUUUCCUCAGCACACUGGCCAUAUUAGUGCAUGCUGCACAAAAUGCUUCACAAUGGCUGGCUAUAGUUGCUCCUGAGGCACUAGAACUAGCAGUCACGCUAGGCACCAGGCCCCUAUCCCGAAUAGACGAAGAGGUAGGAGACCACGCUGGUGAAACACAAAACGACGCGAAGGCAAAGGAGGCAUCUGUCCUAACCGCUGCGUUAGAACUCGCGCUCAUCGUUUUGGAUGGGUGCUUAGAACUUGAUGGUGGUCGGUCUAUGGGACUCGAACACACAGCUCUGUUGUUUGGCACGGAAGAGUGGGCUGGCAAAGUCUUCUCUCAUCUGGAAAAAGGAGUGCUUGUUGAAGGUGGAGGUGGGGCACAUGAGAUAAAGCUGAAAAGAGCUGCCGCUGGAGUGUUGCUCAAGGUGGAAGAGCUAUCUUCCAAAUGGCGGCGCUCGAUGGUGGAUAUCAGAUAGAUGCACCCCUUGCCCCUUCUGUUAGAUAUCAUUACUGCAUGCCCAAUAACUACCCCAGUGUAUCGUAGUUAUCGCCUUGCUGUAUUUCAGACGAGAGUAGUUUUCAAGUGGCACUGGCGCUGGCGACACUGUUAGGUAGUAGUGGUACAAUAUUAAUACAAACGUCGACGUCCUUCCC